CUCCCCACUCAUCCUCUGCGCUGCUGCUCGUCCUCCCCGCUCCUCCUCUGCGCUGCUGCUCUUCCACUCCCGCUCCUGCUCGCCGCCGCUCUGCUCCCCGCAGCUUCCCGGCCGCGCAGCCAUGGCCGACAUGAAGACGGGCAUCUUCGCUAAGAACGUUCAGAAGCGACUCAACCGCGCGCAGGAGAAGGUUCUUCAGAAGCUGGGGAAAGCUGAUGAGACAAAAGAUGAACAGUUUGAAGAGUAUGUCCAGAACUUCAAACGGCAAGAGGCAGAGGGUACCAGACUUCAGCGAGAACUCCGAGGAUAUUUAGCAGCUAUCAAAGGCAUGCAAGAAGCCUCGAUGAAGCUCACUGAGUCGCUGCAUGAAGUCUAUGAGCCUGACUGGUAUGGGCGGGAAGAUGUGAAAAUGGUCGGAGAGAAAUGUGAUGUGCUCUGGGAGGACUUCCAUCAAAAACUAGUUGAUGGGUCCUUGCUGACACUGGAUACCUAUCUGGGCCAAUUUCCGGACAUAAAGAAUCGCAUUGCGAAGCGCAGCAGGAAGCUGGUGGACUAUGACAGUGCUCGCCACCAUCUGGAGGCUUUGCAGAGCUCCAAAAGGAAGGAUGAAAGUCGGAUCUCUAAGGCAGAAGAAGAAUUUCAGAAAGCACAGAAAGUAUUUGAAGAGUUUAAUGUUGACUUACAAGAAGAGUUACCAUCUUUAUGGUCAAGACGGGUUGGAUUUUAUGUCAACACUUUCAAAAAUGUCUCUAGCCUUGAGGCCAAGUUUCAUAAGGAGAUUGCAGUGCUUUGCCACAGACUGUAUGAAGUGAUGACGAAGCUGGGAGACGAGCACGCCGACAAGGCCUUCACCAUUCAAGGAGCUCCCAGUGACUCUGGCCCUCUCCGCAUCGCCAAGACGCCGUCACCACCAGAGGAGCCUUCUCCACUGCCCAGCCCCACAGCUAGUCCCAACCACACGCUGGCACCUGCAUCUCCUGCACCGGCCAGGCCCAGGUCACCCUCACAGACAAGGAAAGGGCCUCCUCUUCCUCCUCUGCCUAAAGUCACCCCGACAAAGGAGCUGCAGCAAGAGAACAUCAUCAGUUUCUUUGAGGACAACUUUGUUCCUGAAAUCAAUGUGACAACACCUUCCCAGAAUGAAGUCCCUGAGGUGAAGAAAGAGGAGACUUUGCUGGAUCUGGACUUUGACCCUUUCAAGCCCGAGGCAGCAUCUGCGGCUUCUGCGGGAGUGACCCACUCACCCAUGUCUCAGACAUUGCCCUGGGACCUAUGGACGACGAGCACUGAUGUGGUACAACCGGCUUCUGGGGGCUCAUUUAAUGGAUUCACCCAGCCCCAGGACACUUCGCUAUUCACAGUGCAGACAGACCAGAGUGUGAUCUCUAACUUGGCUGAAUCUGAACAGGCUACCCCAGCAGAGCCAAAAGCAGAGGAGCCCCCUGCCGGUGUGGCCCCUGCCGUUGGGCUGGACACUGGACCGGACACCGGGGCUGAGCGGCCAGUAGAGGGGGCUGUGACCACAGCCGGAGCCGCCGCCGAGGGGGCUGCCGGCACCCCGGCCGAGGCGGCCCCGGCGGAGGAGACAGAGGCCGACAAGGCGGCCCUUCCCCCAGCGGGAGGAGCUGGGUUAGAGGAGGCCUGGACGGAGGCUGACGCCGCAGAGGCUGGAGACGGGGACGGGUCCCAGGAGGAGAAGGAAACCGAAGCCGCAGCGCCGCAGGAGAAGGUCAUCCCUUCUGUCGUCAUACAGCCGGCCUCCAACAACGAAGGGGAGGGAGAACACGAAAUAUCUGUAGGUGCAGAGCCUAAGGAGGUGACCGACGAUGCAGCUCUCCCGGGCCCCAGCGGCGACACACCCGAGCCGGCCACAGAGCAGAGGGCAGACGGGGACUCCCAGACGGCGGCCACCACUCCUGCAAACGAGGCCUCUCAGGAGCUGCCUGCCGGCUUUCUCUACAAGGUGGAAACACUACACGACUUCGAGGCAGCAAACUCAGAUGAACUGACCUUACAAAGGGGCGAUGUGGUGCUGGUGGUCCCCUCAGAUUCAGAAGCCGACCAGGAUGCAGGCUGGCUGGUAGGAGUGAAAGAAUCUGACUGGCUUCAGUACAGAGACCUUGCCACCUACAAAGGUCUCUUUCCAGAGAACUUCACCCGGCGCCUGGAUUAGGGCCAAAGUAUUCUAGGUUUUUAAACCUUCAUGAAAACCUGAAGCACUCACUUUUGCUAUUACACUCUUGAUGAUUUACAGGCUGAUGCCAGACAAAGCUUGAGAAGAUAUAUCAAUGGAGCAUGUGUGCAAAAAAAUGUCAGAGAAAAAAGUAAAUUAAGGAAAAUGCCCUCACUGGUUUCCACAUUAUUGAUGACAGGUUUGUUUGUGCUUUGUCCAACCUGUGGAGACUCUUGUACUUGAUCCCCACCCAUCAAUUCUAAAGUAGCUUUUUCCAUACCAGAACCUUGAUUUCUCUGCACCAAGUGUAUGGUAUUGAAUGGCUGCCC
Manis javanica (Malayan pangolin) is the source of this 2502-nucleotide messenger RNA. RefSeq names its product amphiphysin (gene AMPH). Gene Ontology annotation, cellular component: synaptic vesicle; cytoplasm; plasma membrane. The record is from RefSeq and is a predicted model, not a curated record. Lineage: Eukaryota; Metazoa; Chordata; Mammalia; Pholidota; Manidae. Gene Ontology annotation, molecular function: protein binding; phospholipid binding. Gene Ontology annotation, biological process: synaptic vesicle endocytosis.